AUGUCGACCGCUGUUCCCGACCCUACCAAGGAGCCCGUCAACCAGACGGCGCUCCACCCAGCUGGUGUCCAGCCUCACGUCGAGCACACUGAGCUCGAGGAGGAAUUGCACACCCGCGCACACAUCGACUACGACCGUGUCGCCAUUAUUGCCAACCCCUCAGUCCCGACUCUCUACGAAGAUGCCCUCGUCUACGAAACCGGCUCAGCCAUCACUGCGUCCGGUGCUCUUUCCGCAUACUCAGGAGCCAAGACCGGUCGUUCGCCCUCAGACAAGCGUAUCGUCCAGGAGGAGGACUCAUCAAAAGACAUCUGGUGGGGACCGGUCAACAAGCCCAUGACCCCCGAGGUCUGGCUCAUCAACCGUGAGCGUGCCAUUGACUAUCUCAACACCCGUAACCGCAUCUACGUCAUCGAUGGUUUCGCCGGCUGGGAUGAGCGCUACCGGAUCAAGGUCCGCGUUGUCUGCGCGCGUGCCUACCACGCUCUCUUCAUGCGCAACAUGCUUAUCCGCCCUACCGCUGCUGAGUUGGAGCACUUCCACCCCGACUAUGUCAUCUACAACGCCGGUGCUUUCCCCGCCAACCGAUACACCACCGGCAUGACCUCGUCGACCUCUAUCGCCCUCAACUUCCACGAGAAGGAGAUGGUCAUCCUUGGUACCGAGUACGCAGGAGAGAUGAAGAAGGGUGUCUUCACCGUUCUCUUUUACGAAAUGCCCGUCAAGCACAACGUCUUGACCCUGCACUCUUCCGCCAACGAGGGCAAGGACGGCGACGUCACUGUCUUCUUCGGUCUCUCCGGAACUGGCAAGACCACUCUCUCUGCGGACCCCAAGCGUGCCCUCAUCGGUGAUGACGAGCACUGCUGGUCCGACACUGGUGUCUUCAACAUCGAAGGUGGUUGCUACGCCAAGACCAUUGGUCUUUCCGCCGAGAAGGAGCCCGAUAUUUACAACGCCAUCAAGUUCGGUUCCGUCCUUGAGAACGUCGUCUUCGACCCUGCCACCCGUAAGGUCGAUUACGAGGACACCACCCUCACCGAGAACACCCGUUGCGCUUACCCCAUCGAGUACAUCGAGAACACCAAGAUUCCUUGCAUCUCCAGCGGCCACCCGACCAACAUCGUCCUCCUCACCUGCGAUGCCCGUGGUGUCCUCCCGCCGAUCUCCAAGCUCAACACCGAGCAGACCAUGUUCCACUUCAUCUCCGGUUACACCUCCAAGAUGGCCGGUACCGAGCAAGGUGUCACCGAGCCUCAGGCCACCUUCUCCACCUGCUUCGCCCAGCCCUUCCUUGCCCUUCACCCCAUGCGCUACGCCCGCAUGUUGGCCGACAAGAUUGCCACCCACGGCGCCAACGCCUGGUUGCUCAACACCGGUUGGGUCGGUGCCGGUGCCGCCACUGGCGGCAAGCGUUGCCCGCUUAAAUACACCCGUGCCAUCCUCGACGCCAUCCACAGCGGCGAGUUGGCCAAGGUUGAGUACGAGAACUACCCGACCUUCAACCUUCAGGUGCCCAAGACCUGCCCUAACGUUCCCGACGAGAUCCUCAACCCCAAGACCAGCUGGACUGGCACUGCUGACUUCAAGGAUGAGGUCAGCAAGCUCGCCGAGCUCUUCAACGAGAACUUCAAGAAGUACUCGGACGAGGCGACCCCCGAGGUUAUUGCGGCCGGCCCGCAAUUGUAG
Dissoconium aciculare CBS 342.82 is the source of this 1689-nucleotide messenger RNA. RefSeq names its product phosphoenolpyruvate carboxykinase [ATP]. The transcript is spliced from 5 exons. The coding region runs from base 1 to 1689 and encodes 562 amino acids. The record is from RefSeq and is a predicted model, not a curated record. Lineage: Eukaryota; Fungi; Ascomycota; Dothideomycetes; Mycosphaerellales; Dissoconiaceae. Gene Ontology annotation, cellular component: cytosol. Gene Ontology annotation, molecular function: ATP binding; phosphoenolpyruvate carboxykinase (ATP) activity. Gene Ontology annotation, biological process: gluconeogenesis.